AUGUCCUGUCAGCUGCGCGGCGCCGGCUGUCGUCCCCAGCGGUGCGGCCGCACGGCGCCGCGCGUGCGGGGGCAAGCGUCGCGCGCUGCAGCACGGCGCGUUCCGGGAGAGCAGGGCGGUUCCGCGGCCGGCUCGUGCCGCUCUCGACGCUCCGUGGCGCCAACAGCGACCGCGAACGACCAGGACGGCGUCGGAUCGGCGUCGCUGCUGGACGGCGAGGACUUCUACGGCAUCCUCGGCGUGAAGCCCACAGCGUCGGCCGCGGAAAUCAAGCGCGCGUACUACGGUCUGAUGAAGCAGUGCCACCCUGACCGCAGCGUGUCGUCGUCGAGCGACAGCGACGACGACGGGGGGUACACGGACCUCUGCGCGAUCCUCAACGAGAUCUACGCCGUGCUCUCGGACGAGGAGCAGCGCGCGCAGUACGACCUGCUCGCUGGCUACAGCGGCAACUCCAUCAACCCCUUCUUCGACCCCAGCUUCGAGGCCGACCAGGUGUUCGUGGACGAGAUUACGUGCAUCGGGUGCCGCAACUGCAACAACGUGUGCCCCGCGACGUUCGAGAUGGAGCCCGAGUACGGGCGCGCGCGCGUGGCCAAGCAGGACGCCGACGAGCCUGACAUCAUCCAGGAGGCUAUCGACACGUGCCCCGUGUCGUGCAUCCACUGGGUGUCCGCGCCGCAGCUCGCGCUCCUGGAGGAGGAGAUGCGCAAGAUGGAGCGCAUCUCGAUCGCGGCGCUGCGCACGGGCGGCGGCGGGCGCGUCGGCGCGGACGUGUUCCGGCAGGCGAGCUUCUCGUGGGAGAAGCGCGCCGCGGAGGUGCGGGCCAAGGCGCAGGAGGCCGUCGGGGGCGCGCCGAACGCGUGGGAGUCCGCGGUGGGCGCCGUGGACAGCGCCGCGAACGCGCAGGAGGCGUGGCAGACGGGCGGGAACGAUCCGGCGGCCGCGCGGCGGAUGGCGAAGACGGCGGCGCGGGCGGCGCGGCAGUGGCGGGAGUACUCGCGGCGGCAGGCGGAGCGGGAGUUCGCGGGGCUGAGUCUGUCGGAGCUGAGCACGGCGUCGCUCGACAGCAUCGACAUGGACGAGGCCGUCCAGGCCGACCGUUGA
Pedinophyceae sp. YPF-701 is the source of this 1107-nucleotide messenger RNA. The record is from the annotation of a GenBank genome assembly. NCBI's taxonomy places the organism in Eukaryota, Viridiplantae, Chlorophyta, Pedinophyceae.